UGGACCGAUCCGCAACUAGCUUGGAAUAGGAACAAAACUACGUACAGUCGAGAAUGGAUCAAAAUCCCAGAGACAAGCGUAUGGGUACCGGAUAUCAUCUAUACAGAAGCGACGGAGCGCGAUGAAAUGGUCCCAGUCGAUGAGAGAAUGGCGGAUUUACGAUACGAUGGUACAGUUCGAGUAUCAAAUCCUACAAUUGUCACCUAUCCCUGCCCGUUACAUAUCGACUCGUUUCCCUAUGACAUAAAUUUUUCUUCACAGCACAUAAGGGGAAACAGUGAGUGGGAGCUGCAUACCAUCCGAGUAUCCGGUAUCCAAAAAAUUACAGGUCAUAGAAAGUCAUUUGGAAACAAAGAAAUCUCUAGAAAUAUCACUUUUCAGAUACCGACAUUCAUCAUGACCACCUUGACCAUAUUUGGUAUAUUCACACCGUUUAGCAAUACUCCUGAACGUCGCGAAAAGGUGACCCUGGUACUGAACAUGUUCGUGUCGAUUUCAAUGAUGUUGAAUCUCGUCGCAGAGAUGAUGCCAAAAGCAUCUCGCCUCCCGUUGCUUGGUAACUACAUUUUGUCCGAGAUCUUUGUAUGCGCUGGAGCAUUACUGGUCUCAAUAGUGACGCUUGUGCUUCAUCAACGCUUUCAUACGCGUUGCUCAUUGAAACGGGAAGAGGCAUCGAUCGCCGCAAGUGUGGGAAAUGUGCCGAAAAACUCGAAUGGCAUUCCCUUUCAGUGGGCAACUAUCUAUCACAGCAAACUAACCAUAACGCACGUUGUGCGGCGAAACAACUCUCUAGAACUCGCCACUGACUUUGAACCGAUUGAGACCCUUUUGACAUACCCACAAGAAUGA
This is a messenger RNA of Haemonchus placei, 849 nucleotides long. The record is from the annotation of a GenBank genome assembly. NCBI's taxonomy places the organism in Eukaryota, Metazoa, Nematoda, Chromadorea, Rhabditida, Trichostrongylidae.